AUGGCUUCUGAUGAAAGUAAUAAAAUGAAAGGGACUUUUAAAAAUAAAUAUAAAGAUGAUAUGCAUCGUAUAUAUGAUGCACAUUUAACAAAUAUUGAAAAUGAUAAUACUGCAACAGACGAACGAAGACCGAAGAAAAAGAUAACUAUAGAGGUAGAUGAAGAUGAUCCAUGUCUUAAACAAGAAGAAAAAACACGUACAGAAACUUCGAUGCCUGGUGAUGAUCCAAGAUUUCAACAACAAAAUCAAACGUUACGUUGUUGGGUAAUGUACACUGAUUUCUAUCGUUGCAAACAUAUUUUAGGAGAGGAAACAAGUGCAUGUAAUUGGUUCAAACAAGUGUUCACGUCUAUAUGUCCAAAUCUUUGGAUUCAUCAUUGGGAUAAUCUUAGAGCUGAGGGUAAAUUUCCGUGGCAUAAGGGAAAAACUCAAGGAGAGUUUCCUGGUGAUAAAUACGGGGUUUAG
Habropoda laboriosa is the source of this 465-nucleotide messenger RNA. RefSeq names its product cytochrome c oxidase subunit 6B2-like. Bases 1 to 465 code for a protein of 154 amino acids. Gene Ontology annotation, cellular component: mitochondrion; respiratory chain complex IV. NCBI's taxonomy places the organism in Eukaryota, Metazoa, Arthropoda, Insecta, Hymenoptera, Apidae. The record is from RefSeq and is a predicted model, not a curated record. The transcript is spliced from 2 exons.